CCACGUCAUCCCCCGCUACACGUAUGCCAGGUGUAGGACCUGAAUUAUCAAGAUAUCGCUGGAUUUGUCUACACGCCCGUUUUAUGGCUGAAAUGCAGAAUCUUGUGUCGGGCCAAUGACUGAGGCAGGGGAGGAAGAGGGCAGGACGGUGACCUUUGACCCCGAGGACGCGGUGGUGUACACGGCGGUUGGGCUGAUCGUGUGUGGGGUGGUCUGUAUGGUGGUGGGUUACACUGUCCCCCGGGACUACACCUUCAACCCGUACGCCCGGGCGCGCGACAUGGAGGCCAUAGAGAUCUACUACGCCCACCUCUCCCAGUCACUCGAUCUUAUCAUUGUGAUCGGGAUGGGGUUUAUUGCCAUUGGCGGCAUUAUCUUAUCUUCACUGAUUACCUACAUCGGUUGCACUGAAUCCACGACGCAGCAUUCGGUUCCUUCCGAGCGUAGUGCCAUUAUUUCUUCUAGGGGUAGGGGCUAUGGCACCAGCGCGGGCACUACCCCCACGCCCCGCUCGGCCGGCGGUGAUAUCGCAUUGUGCGAGAGGUGACGAAUAGGACUUAGCAGGAAUUUACUUCAAACGGUAGACAUAGACUGAAAGUCAGAAAUGCUGACAUCAUAUCGAUGAUUUAGCGGACGAUUUCAUGAGAAGGUCUAUUUGCCUUGUGUAUAUGGUUUAAUGACCGAACUCCCACAAAAGAUUAAACUAUUUAGGGUCGAUAUAAAGUUUCAUAUUUCUAAAUUGAUAGUCUUCAUUUGAUCCGACACAGCUCUUUAUAGACUUAUCAUAAAAUAUUGUUUUUGUUGGAGAUAACUCGAUUGGAAAACAGCUAUAAGCAACAUUGUUGCGUGCCAAGAAUCACUUGAUGUUUCUUUGGUGUCGAAAUCCGGGUUAAAAAAGAUGCAACCGAGUGAUAUGUACAUCUGAUUUAACUAAUGGUAAUUUGCAGACAAAUUAGUGCCGAUUCCCUCAAAGGUCAAGGAGAAGAGACUCUCAAACAAAAGCCAUAUUAUGUAAUACUGCUUUAUAUGUGUGAUAACUGUCGAGAACAUACAUUCCUAUCUUUGAAGCAUCUCGGCUUCUUCAGUUUGUAUAUAGAGCAUUUCAACUGCAUCUGUUGCGACAGAAAUGCAUUUAAUAUGCGUGAUUUUUCAAAUAAACUGACUGCAAUAGUUUUCAUGAGUUGGUCUAUUAGAUGGACAAAAAAUGGUUUAUUCCUAGAAACCUAUUCUGCUCUUUCAGCACUUGUUCUGUUAAAUGGAACACCAGUAUUGUUAUAUCAGC
Messenger RNA from Magallana angulata, 1282 nucleotides. RefSeq names its product transmembrane protein 74B-like. The transcript is spliced from 2 exons. Lineage: Eukaryota; Metazoa; Mollusca; Bivalvia; Ostreida; Ostreidae. The coding region runs from base 116 to 547 and encodes 143 amino acids. The record is from RefSeq and is a predicted model, not a curated record.